UGAGCCAGCUGUCAGUUCAGUGUGCGCGGGGAAGUGUCAGUGCUGCGCACACACACGUUCACUCAUUCAGACUGAUGGAGACCCGCGCGUACCUUCAGGUCUGACCGCCGCAGUGUGUUGUCAGAAUUACAAAAACAUGGUCCUGGAAAGAUUGUUACCUGGAAGGAAGAAGUCUAUGAUGACUUGAUAUAAACCAACACUAACUAACUGCACAGGAGGCGGAACAAUGCCAGACUCUGCCUUCUCUCCACCAGCUCCACCAAUCACUGCUCUGAACUGUUCUUUGGACGCAUCAAAUUGCUCCUUCGCUAACCUCUCUACAAUCGCAUAUGGCGAUGAGUGCUACGGCAGCCACUCUUUGUUUGUCGUGAUGGCCAUUGCCUACAGUGCCGUGGUGCUGUUGGGUGUCAUCGGCAACCUGACUCUCAUCCUUGUCAUCACAAGACAGCGGGAACUUCACAACGUCACAAAUGUCCUCAUCGCAAACCUCUCUGUUUCAGACCUGCUGAUGUCCCUAGUGUGUCUGCCAUUCACCUUUAUCUACACCUUCAUGGACCACUGGGUUUUUGGCGCAGUCAUGUGCAAACUCAACAGCCUGGUCCAGUGCUGCUCCGUCUCAGUGUCCAUCUUCUCCUUGGUUCUGAUCGCUAUUGAGAGACACCAGCUCAUCCUGCACCCUCGCGGAUGGAGGCCCAGCCUGAACCAUGCCUGUCUGGGCAUCAGCCUCACUUGGGCCCUGGCUGCCCUCACUGCUACACCUUUUCUGUUGUUCUCCAGGGUGACAGACGCCCCUCUGAAGCAGUUGCCUUCAGUGUUUCAGGAGCAGUACAGAGGAAAGGUGGUGUGUGUGGAGGAGUGGCCCUCUAGAGAAAUCAAACUCACCUACACCACUGGCAUGCUGGUGCUGCAAUAUAUCACUCCUCUUACAUUUAUCUUCAUCUGUUACUUGAAGAUCUACACACGUCUGCAGCGGCGUAAUAACAUGAUGGACAGAAUGCGUGAGAACAAAUACCGCAGCAGUGAGACUAAACGGAUAAACAUCAUGCUCUUCUCCAUUGUCGUGGCAUUUGCGGUUUGCUGGCUCCCGUUGAACGUCUUUAACGCUGUCAUCGACUGGAACCACGAAGUGGCUAUGAACUGUACCCACAAUCUCCUGUUCUCGCUGUGUCAUUUGACUGCGAUGUGCUCGGUCUGCAUAAACCCGGUGUUCUACGGGUUCCUAAACCGCAACUUCCAGCGUGACCUCCGGGCCUUCCGACUCUGCAAGAUUGUGUCAGUACGGGAGAACGAAUAUGACAUGGUUGCCAUGUCGACUAUUCACACGGAUGUAUCCAAGAUGUCACUGAAAAUUAGUAGCCUAGAUCUCUAGUACAAUUUUGUAAAUUAUAUUUGUGUCUGUGUUCUGAAAAAUGCACUUAAUAGAACAUCUCUUUAGAUUUAGUUCAAAAAGAAAAAAAGUGUGCAUUUAUAAUAAGAGUGAUUGUUAGUAAACAUAUCGAUUGAUGUCAUGACUUUUGCUGCAAGAAAGCAGCUAUUUUUCAAGCCUUGUAUUAUAGUAUGAUCGUAAAAUUGUACAUACAAAAUCAAGCAAGGAUGCUGAAUACAUUUCUUGUGAGGGCUCCAAGUAAAAUUCUGAAGACAUAACAGAAAUCGAGGUUCAGACGAGUGGACUGUGCUUUUGAUCACUAAGAUGAAAUCUUCCUGCUGUGUGUUUGACUUGGAGUGCAGAAAGAAGAAAUGAAAAUUAAUGCAAAGCCCAAGAGGUCACAAAUUCAAAGAUGGAUUUAAAUGUCUAAUGAAUGUCAGAUGUGACUUUUUUAAAAAGGAAGCCCGAACUGUUUCUGUACUGGAUUGAUUUGUUUGAGUUCUGAGUGUUGAAACCAAAACUAAAUUGAUCUUCUUCUUAGUUAUUCCUUUGACAAACCAAGCCUGCAGGAAGUAAAAGCCUGGUUUUAAGAGGCAUUCACGCGGACAGCAAUUUGCAGCAACAAAGUGACCUGACAUUGUUCAUUUUCAGAGAGACUUGGCAAUUUCUGAUGUCACGAGUGACAGCGACUGUUGGCGAUGUGACAAAGCUGUGCAGGACAGCACGCCACCUCCAGCAAUUUAAAAGCUGUCAGUGUAAACAAGGCUGCUGUCCUAUUGCUCACAGUGGUUUAUUUUAAACCAGGGGUGUCCAGUCCUGCUCCUGGAAGGCCUGUGUCCUGGAGAGUUUAUCUCCAUACCAUAAUUAAACCAGAAUUAAAACACACCAGAACCAGAUAACCAAGGUCUUUAGUUAGGACUGGGUAACCCUUCUUUAAAGGGGUCAUCGGAUGCCCAUUUUCCACAAGUUGAUAUGAUAAGUCUAUAACAUACUUUGGUUAACAUUUCUAAGUGGUAGUGUAAAAAACCCUUAUAAUCUCUUCUUCUGGUGAAGCUGCAUCACGAAUGAUUUGUGCGAACAUAGACGCAUUUAGGCAGAUCGGGGAUUGGCGCAUUUCCUUAAAAAACGAAAGUAACGUUAAUCCUCUGCAUCUUCAGCAGCUCAGAUGUCAGGAGUAAAUGAUGUCUGCUAUGAUCAUUAUUACAUCCAACAACAAAACACCCCAAUCGCUCAAUCAGAGACGUUUUUGUCUUCCCUUGCACCGGAGGCAAUACAAUGGCGGUUGGACUGUUACAGCUUACUCAGCUCACUUAGGGCGGGUCUAAGGUAAGACGACCGUGUCAAUCAACUAUCAUGGGAACAGCCUUGGUCUGUGUGACGUCACAUAGACAAGAUGCUGAGAAUGGCUUGAUUUGAAAAAGGGGAUAGUCCUUAUAAAGAUUAAAAAAAUACCACUGGGUGGAUUUUUGUCAUUAUAGGGUAGUUGUGUACACACACUGCCAAAACACAUUUAUGUUCAAACAACAUAUAAAAGUGAGUUUUGCAUCCGAUGACCCCUUUAAAGACUUUUUUUGUUUGUUAUGUUUUGUUACUUUUAAUCAACAUUGUACACAAACAAAUAAAUAGGAAUGUGAGUAGUUUAAUAAAUGUAUGUCUUAACUGAUGCAUAAUGAUUGUAAUUAAUUUUUUGCUAUUUCUAAUUUGAUAAUGAUAUUACCUCUACUUUAUUAUGUGUGUUCCGCUAUUGCUUACUGACAAACUUUCAGCAUAUUUUGCAGAUUUACUCAUUCAUUAUUAGAAGAAGAAAAAAAUUUGCCGAUGUAAUGCCUUCGCUGUUUGUUUUAUGGUCACUUUUAGUUUUUAGACUAUUAUUGAAAGUGUAGUAGCAAAAAAUAUUUUUAUGUUGAAACAAUUGCAGGAUUUGAAAAAAAAAAGCGUGUUUAAUGAUUUACCCUUAAAAAUUACAACAUGAUAAACAGAGGGCAAUUGAAGGUGUUAUCAAGCUCCUCUAUUGCUGAGCAGACUGUCAUGUGGUAUUGUUGGGAUUUUCCCAACAUCAGUGAUAGAUCCGUUCUAAAUUACCACAACAACAUUAUCACAAAAAAAUCAACCCAGCACAAAGGAGUCACCGUGCUUUCUGUGUCCAGAAGGUUCCACAUAUGGUUACAAAUAAUAACUUUUAUUUACUAAAGUUUUUUUUUUUUCAGAUUUCAAUUUUUGCAUGUUUGUUAUUUUAUUCUUCCUCAAAAAGGCCAUUGUUUGUUCUAAAUACAGAGCGCAAUACUGAUAACACAUUUUAAACAAUACUGUAUAUCCUAAUAGAAAUUCUUUUAGUUUAACCGAUUUCUUCCUUCCUAAAAAAAGACGUUUUUAUUUUUAUGUAGAAACAGAUGUCAUCAAUAUGACAGCUGCUGGUGCAAACAAAUGAGCAAAAAUGCAUCUCUUGAAAAAGUAAGAAGCAGUUCAUGUUUACUUUCAACGUUAGAGAAAGCUCUUUAACUUCCCACAAGAGCUUAGCGACACUGGGCCAGAAUUGGAGCAACAAAAAUAUCACAACACAAGCAAACACAUUUGACAGUUUAUUUAUUUAUUUAUUUUGAAGUGUAAGUGAGCGCUGAUGCUCUCACCACCAUUAUAGGGAAUCAAGGGGAAAUAGUGUGCUGGGAAAAUAACAAGCAAAAUAAUUAAAUAUGUAUUUCCAAAACCUGCUGUUUUCAUCCUGAAUAUUCCAACUGUGUUGUAUCUGUAGUUGUUAUAUUUGAAAGGAACUGUACAGUGUUUUUUUAAUUUAAUGGAAUAUUUUACUGCCAGUGUGGAUAUCCUGUGGAUUCUGCAGUGAUGUUCUACUUUUUGUAUGGCUCAUAUUUAUGCUUUCUCUAUGGCAGUUUUUCUGUCACUGUGUCUCAUUGUUACGUUCAGACACGUCGAGUCUAAUAAAGAUGUUCUGCAGUGCACUAUAGAUCAAACUCAUCCAUGUUUGCUUCACUGAGUGCAGUGAUCUUUUCUCUCUGAUUGGGAAUUGUAUCACAUGGCUUCUGACACAACCUUUCUUUAUAUUAUGAACACACAAACAAUAAAACGUCAUGUAAAAAAUUAA
Messenger RNA from Labeo rohita (rohu), 4463 nucleotides. RefSeq names its product neuropeptide Y receptor Y1 (gene npy1r). Gene Ontology annotation, cellular component: neuron projection; plasma membrane. Bases 227 to 1369 code for a protein of 380 amino acids. NCBI's taxonomy places the organism in Eukaryota, Metazoa, Chordata, Actinopteri, Cypriniformes, Cyprinidae. Gene Ontology annotation, molecular function: neuropeptide Y receptor activity; neuropeptide binding. Gene Ontology annotation, biological process: G protein-coupled receptor signaling pathway. The record is from RefSeq and is a predicted model, not a curated record. The transcript has 3 exons.